AUGAGUUCAGUGCCUCUCCACCCUCCAUCUCCUCGUGCAAUUCUCUCUCACCCCCCUCUCCUGCAGCUCUCCCGUCUGCACACUCUGGUGGACGAGGUGACAGAGGCGUACAUCGCAUAUGAGUUCAACGCUGCAGGGCGGCGCAUCUAUGACUUUUUCUGGAGCGACUUCGCUGACUGGUACAUUGAGGCCAGCAAGACCCGCCUCUACAGUGGCUUCCGCUCCUCCAGCAGCAGCAGCGGUGAAAGCAGCAGCGAGAGUGGGAACGAAGGGCAGGCGAAGGAGUCCCAAGGCGCACCAGCAGACGAGGCGCAGCAGCAGGCGCAGGCAGUGCUGGCAUACGCGUUUGACUCCGUGCUGCGCCUGCUGCACCCCUUCAUGCCCUUCGCCUCAGAGCAGCUCUGGCAGGCGCUGCCCCACCCACCUUCCCUGCCCUCGCUCAUGCUCGCCCCCUGGCCCGCUUCUGGGCUUCCACGGGAUGCUCAAGCACUGGAGGAAUUCGAUGAUCUUCAAGCACUGGUGCGGGCCAUUCGCAAUGUGAGGGCAGAGUACUCAGUGGAACCUGCUAAGAAGAUUGCUGCUACUGUCGUCGCUGCACCCACCCUCUCUCCCGCCAUUCAGGGUGAGAGGGACGUGCUUGCACUGCUGGCUCGAGUCGACCCUGCCUCUCUGCAAAUUACAUCAGCACAACCAGAUGCGGCUGCCGCAUCAGCAUGUGUGCAUGUGGUGGCAGCAGAGGGACUGGAGGCAUAUCUGCCCAUAGCGGACAUGGUGGACGUGAGCAAGGAGCUGCAGCGCCUGGGCAAACAGCAGGCCAAGCUCACAGCCGACCUCAACUCCUGCCGCUCGCGCCUCUCCUCCAAAAAGUUUGUGGACAAGGCGCCAGCAGCAGUGGUGGAUGGAGUCAGGAAGCAGGCGGAGGAAGCGGAGGAGAAACUAGCUCUUGUUAACAGGCGCUUGGAGCAGCUGCAGGGCAUGGCGGCCACCACUGCUGCCACCUCCGCGUGA
Molecule: messenger RNA, 1008 nt
Organism: Closterium sp. Yama58-4
Lineage: Eukaryota; Viridiplantae; Streptophyta; Zygnematophyceae; Desmidiales; Closteriaceae
Source: the annotation of a GenBank genome assembly